Messenger RNA from Gastrolobium bilobum, 1191 nucleotides. RefSeq names its product protein OSB2, chloroplastic-like. Bases 61 to 930 code for a protein of 289 amino acids. Gene Ontology annotation, biological process: positive regulation of helicase activity; mitochondrial DNA replication. Gene Ontology annotation, cellular component: mitochondrial nucleoid. The record is from RefSeq and is a predicted model, not a curated record. Gene Ontology annotation, molecular function: single-stranded DNA binding. Lineage: Eukaryota; Viridiplantae; Streptophyta; Magnoliopsida; Fabales; Fabaceae. The transcript is spliced from 4 exons.
UCCCUCAUCUUCAUCUUUAUCAUUGUCAGCAUUGUGCAAAGGCAAGAGCAGAAAGCAGAGAUGGCGUUAGAGCAAGCAAUAUCAUCAACUAGCUUAAGGAACCUACUCAUGGUCCCAGAAAACCCUAAUUCAAAACCCAAAUUCCAUUUCCCAUCUUCAAAUUCAAUUGGUUAUCCGUGGCGUUUGAAAGUGAAGCAGCAGCGGGUUUUGAAGUGCUCGAUGUCAAUGGUGGCAUACCCUAAGCCCACAGAGAUUCAAUGGAAGAAAGAGCUUUGUAAUUCCGUCAACCUCAUCGGCAUCGUUUCCGAGCCCGUCGAAAUCAAGCACUUACCCUCCGGCAAAGUGGUCGCUUGGACCCGCCUCUCCGUCAAGAAAAACGCCACACAAACAUCCUUAAUUCAUCUCACAUUCUGGGAUGAGCUUGCCCAUGUUGCUUUUCAGCAUCUGCACAAAGGUCACAAGAUUUACGUUGCUGGUCGCCUCGUAACUGACACUGUUGAAACCGAUGAAGGGAAACAGCAAAUAUACUACAAGGUGGUUGCUCAGCAGCUUAACUUCAUUGAUAGUAAUCUGUCGUCGCCAGUGUCUUCACAUGAUCAAGACUCUGAUUCCAUCAUAACUGGAAAUAGCAAUGGCAAGAAAGUGAGUUAUGCUGCAAAUAGUACUGGUUCUUCUGUGGUAGAAUUAUGGCAAGCAUUCUUUGCUAACCCAGGGGAGUGGUGGGACAAUAGGAAAAAUAAGAGGAAUCCGAAAGGUCCUGAUUUUAAACACAAAGAUACAGGAGAAGCUCUGUGGAUCGAAGGCAGAUCCAAUCCACCAUGGGUCAAGUCACAACUGGAAAUAUUGGAUAUGAGGAUGGGGUCUGUUGCUGGUCAAAACACUAGGAUGCCUGUAGAUAUGGUGAGUGCGGAUGAAAUCUUGUCUUUCUAAAAGCUUAUGCCAAAUCUUGCCCAAAGUAAUAUUUCAUUUCUACCUGGAAACUUCUUUGUACAGUUUGCAUUUUGCGUGUAAAUUUUAGUUCCAUGUAUGGGGGCAUUGUUUAUGUUAUGCGGGGAUGAUACAUUAACUGGGUUGAUCGUAGUGACCUACUCUAGUUUGUUAGCCUCAUUAACAUUGUUUGGAGACUAAACUUUCAAUUUAGAAUACAACAUCGGUUAAAUUUGUUUGUGAAAGAUGAAAAUUACCAUGUAG